AUGUUACCGAAUUUUACAAUAAACCACAAACAACAUUUACAAUUUUUAUCCGAACAAUCUGCACAAGUAUUACAAGAUUUUUGCAAAUUAGCAUUCGAUUAUUUGCAAAAAGGACCAAAUUUUAAGCUUUACAGUGCUGCAGCACAGAAGUUACAAGUUGAACCUCAAGUUAUCAGAAAUUCAGUCGAAGGUCUUCUAAAUUUAUUACUCGAGUGUUGUAAAUGUAAGCUUGAAAAAAAUAUUUUUCAAGAAGUUGUUAUAGGAUUAGGUUUUUCCGAAGAACAAGAAAAUGUAUUGAAUAAAUUAUAUAUGAUUAAGAAACAAGAACUGUCAAAUGCACUUUUAAAUUUUGGUAUAAAACUACCUCAGUAUCAUGACAUGGAAUGGAGAUUUGAAGUUCAGAUUGCAUCUAGAUCAUUACUUCGACAAGUGAUUCCAUUGGUUACUUUGGAUUUUUCAUUAAAAAAUACUUCGAAUUGCGAUGAGAUAAAGCAUGUUUUGUUACAAACUGAUCCAAACAAUUUGCUGCAUCUUGCCCAAGAACUUGAAACAGCUGUGCAUGAAGGCCAUAGUAGAUACAUAAGAAGCAUUGCAAGAAUCGUUGAUUAGUUCUCACAAUAUUGUUACAAAAUCAUAUUAUUUAUAUUAUGUACAUAGAAAAUAAAUUU
This is a messenger RNA of Ceratosolen solmsi marchali, 668 nucleotides long. RefSeq names its product COMM domain-containing protein 2. The coding region runs from base 1 to 609 and encodes 202 amino acids. The transcript is spliced from 5 exons. Lineage: Eukaryota; Metazoa; Arthropoda; Insecta; Hymenoptera; Agaonidae. The record is from RefSeq and is a predicted model, not a curated record.